UUCAAUUGUAUGUUAUGUUUUUUUUAACCAUAUAAAAAUAAGCUAUAAUUACUAGAUACACUAUUUAGUUCCUAUUAGACCGUAAUAGUUAGGCUUAGUGUAUGACAAAUUGUUUCUUCCUUCCUUUAAAUAUUGUUUGAGGAUUUCUUUUGGUGUCGAGUACGAUAUGUCGUGUAAUAAUUGGUAAUGAUUUGAAUCUGAAUAGAAUCUCAGUUCAGUUAAUAAAUUUUUUCAUUGUAUUAGUUGUUAUUAGAGAUUUUGUAAGCUUAAUUUAUAAUGGUAGCUAAAUGGUUAAUGGUAAAAAGAGGAAUUAGUGAUGAGUGAUCAGGAAGAUGAAUCUCCCCUGGACCAUAUGGUCAUAGAAGUAAUUAAUGUUUCGCCCGAAGGGGCUUUCGUAUCUCAUCCGAGUGAUUUCGUUAUCGAGUGUCAAACUGUAGAUAUUGCAGAUUCCGAUAAAGAAGAGGGGAUGGCUUCACAAAAUACUAGUGACGGAAACUCUGACAAAACGCCUUGUUCAGGUAUUCGGUCCAAUACAGAUUCUCAGACCGAGAUAGAAAGUGUAUCUGAUCCUGACGAAGAAAAUGGAAAUGCAGCCAGUGUCAAAGAGUUGAACUCUGAUUUGUUAGUUCUAGAAAAUACAGGUAAUGUAAUUGUUAACCCUCAACCAUGGGAAAUUGUGACUAUUCAUAGUCCUGAAAAUAGAAAUGAAAAUAUAAUUCAUACUAGUGAAAUAUCUAUAGCUGAGAGUGAAACGUCUAAUCGUGAUCUGGUUAUUGAUUGCACCGAUUGGAAUAUGGAAAGUAAAUCCGAAUUGAACAGAAAAAGUAAUGAAGAUGAGUUUGUUAAAAAAAAAUGUAUAGGAAAUUUAUUUUUGGACCAUGUUAACUUUCAAGAAAAACAUAUAGAUUAUCAAAAUUAUCAGGAAUUGCCUGUCAAGAGAGUUGAAAUGGCUAACAACAAAUUAAAUAAAUCCAUUAAGAAACAUAUCUCUAAUAAUUUGCUAAUGAAAUGUAAGAGAGAAACAAAGAGACUCUGUAAUCGGAAUGGACCAAAUAUGCAACAGAAAAUGAAUGUAUUAAAGUCUUUAUCCAAAAAGUCUCGAUAUGCAAGAUCUCAUGUAAGAAACAAAAUAAAUUGUCAGAGUUACACUAGUGAAACUGUAAACGGUCAGAUGAAAAAUCUAAAAGUUCCAAGAGAGAAAAGCCCGCACGGUUAUUCAAGUAGUACGGAAAUUGUUUCAAAUAAUGAUUCCACAGAGAAAGAUAUACCAUCACCUGUGAAUUAUAGGUACAUAAUAACACAUAUCACAAAAGAUGAAAAUAGUAUUUUAACUUGGUGUAAUAAAGUAGGGCUUAUACCUGUACAGGUAAAUUGUGAAUGUGGUUCAAUGAAAGAGAUACAAAUUGCAAAAGAUAAACCACUUGGAUUAAUACGUAAAUGCCCUCAUUGCAAAAUUAGAACUUCUGUUUUAAAGGGUACUUGGUUUGAAAGUAGUCAUUUAUCAAUUGCACAGAUUAUUGAAUUAACUUACAUGUGGAUAUACAAAUUACCUCAGACAUAUGUUCAACAUGAAUUAUCCACUAGCAGCCACCACACAACUGGUGAUUGGUAUAUGUAUUGUAGAGAAGUUUGUGCUGUAGUUUUACAAAAGAAUUCUGAAAAAUUGGGAGGUAGGGGAAAAAUUGUAGAGUUAGGAGAAACAAAAGUAGGAAAGAAAAAAUUUAAUAAGGGAAGGUUAUUAGAAGGCCAAUGGAUUUUGGGAGGAAUUGAACGUGAUUCUCGAAGGAUGUUCGUUGCAUCUGUAAAAGAGCGAAAUAUUAAUACUUUUCUUUCAAUUCUUAAAGAAUGGAUUUACCCAGGAACAACAAUUAUUGCAGAAUGUGCAAAAUCAUACACUCUUCAAAGUGAUGAAAGAUUAAAGCGGUUUAUUGUAAAAUAUAAAAUCAAUUUUAUAGAUCCUUUCACUAGUACUCAUGGUCAGUCAAUGAAUAAUCGAUGGAAACAACGAGAUGUACCAGAUUCGAGAAAGGAAUUCCCAAAUACAUAUUUUUUAGAAUAUAUGUAUAGGGUGAAAUAUAGUAAUAGUGAUGAUCUUUUUCUAACUUUUGUUAAACAUUUAUCAGAAGUUUACCCAGGAAAGUAGAAACCAAUAAUUCAAAAUUUAAAGACAAAAAUUUUGAAAGUAUAUUAAAGUUGAUUUAGUAAAUCUUGUUUUGUUUGCUAUAUAAAAAUAAUUAUAGCAUAAAUACAAAACAAUUAUUUUUUGUUUGAAUUUGGGUUAUGAUAACUUUCAAUCAAAUCUGACCUUGAAUUGGCAAGUUUUUGAUACUGAUAAAUUUCACAUACAUUGAACACAAGAAAUUGAUUGACCUAGAGAUCAAACUUAAUACACCACUGGAAAUGAUACAUUUUAUUUGUUCUUUAAUAUUUUCUCUCAGUUAAAGGAACUUAUUUCAUUGCAGCUUGAUUCUCAAAAUUAAUGUUUGGAUAUAGAAUUUAUUUUAGUUUUAAAACUCAAAAUUUAAAUUUUAUUUAUUUGUUAAAU
Centruroides sculpturatus (bark scorpion) is the source of this 2545-nucleotide messenger RNA. RefSeq lists its product as uncharacterized. Bases 317 to 2143 code for a protein of 608 amino acids. The record is from RefSeq and is a predicted model, not a curated record. Lineage: Eukaryota; Metazoa; Arthropoda; Arachnida; Scorpiones; Buthidae. The transcript has a single exon.